AUGUCAUCUUUACAAUUUCAAUUAUCUCAAAAAUUAUUAUCUGACGGUGGAUAUUUUCGUAAGCUCAAAAGGAUCUCUUUUGGCACUUGUAUUACAAAAUGGAAUAUGGAAUUCGAAAAACGUUAUGGAAAUUAUGGGUUGCAAGAAUUUGGUUUGGCAGUUUUUUCGCCACUUUUCUGA
Messenger RNA from Entrophospora sp. SA101, 180 nucleotides. The record is from the annotation of a GenBank genome assembly. NCBI's taxonomy places the organism in Eukaryota, Fungi, Glomeromycota, Glomeromycetes, Entrophosporales, Entrophosporaceae.